This is a messenger RNA of Fusarium sp. VM40, 1035 nucleotides long. NCBI's taxonomy places the organism in Eukaryota, Fungi, Ascomycota, Sordariomycetes, Hypocreales, Nectriaceae. The record is from the annotation of a GenBank genome assembly.
AUGUCUACUCCUCAAGGUACCAUUUUGGUUACUGGGGCUAAUGGAGGUCUUGGUGCAGCCAUUGUUGAUGAUAUCAUCAAGAAGCCAAAUCUAGCCAGCAACUAUGCAGGCGUGUACACGGUCAGGAAAGCAGCAACGGCAACUCGACUCCAGAAGACCUUGAGCUACGCACCAGCUUCUCACAAGCAUGAUACUGUAGACCUGGAUCUUAGUUCACUGGCAAGCGUAAGAACAGUAGCAGUUGAGAUUAACCGUCGGGUUUCUGCUGGAGAGUUGCCGCCGAUCAGAGCUCUCAUCCUCAAUGCUGGGUAUCAGGACCAUGAGUUGAUUACCAUGACCGAAGAUGGUUACGAAACGAGCUGGCAAGUGAAUUUCUUGGCCAACCAGCUACUCGCCCUUCUCUUGCUCCAGAGUAUGGACAAAGAAAAGGGAAGAAUACUCAUUGUUGGAAGCUGGUCCCAUGACGUCAAGGAUUCGAGAAACAACGCCAGCAUGGAGUGUUACAAAGAUAUCGAGAGCCUCUUUCCUGGACCAGACGAGCUUGCAAAAGGCAAAUGGAGUAGACCAGGCUCUGGCGGGGGAUGGCUCGCAGGAUAUCGGCGAUAUGGAGCCAGUAAACUAUGUGCCGUGAUGCUCAUGCACGAAUUAGUGAACCGUCUCGCGCACGAUGACAAGCUAUCCAACAUCACAGUAGUUGGGUUAGACCCGGGCGUCAUGGGAACAGAUCUCACGCGACGAGGUAGUGCUGUGAUGUACUACGGCCUCAAGUUUGUUGCUCCGCUUGUAGCUCCUCUGUUGGUCAAGUUUAGCCCCAACGGAGACUAUCGUCCAGCGUGGAAGAGUGCUGGAGAUGCGAUUCAGCUUGCGUUUGAAACUGACGCUUCGGCUGGCAAACCACUCUAUCUGAACGGUACAGAUGAACUUGAAACGUCAAAGGAGGCACAAGACGAUGCCAAGCGAAGAGCCCUGUGGACCUAUGGGCUGGAGGCAGCCCAGAUCAAGCAGGGGGACACGAUUUUGCAAGAUUGGCAGUAG